CCGUCCCGCGUUCCCAUGCACCCGCUCUCGUCCUACGACAAUCUCCCGCCCCACGCGCUUCCCCAGCUCCCCCCGGGCUCUAUGGGGCCACACUCCGCGCAACCGCCCCAGGUCUCCGAUCGUUCAACCAUCGGCUUGCCGAAGGUGGGGGAGACCAGAUGUUACUGGACCCUGCUCACCUCCGACCUGGUCUUCCUUUACCUUGAUCCCGUCCUUGCCAGCCAUCUAGGCGAGCAGGCCCAUCUCUUGGUCGGGAGGUCAUUACUCGACUACGUCCACCCCGAUGAGAAGGCGUCCGCCAAGGUCGAUCUCGGCGCAGUAUUGGAGAGCAGGACUUUGCAUGGGAGCGUGACUCGCGUCCGCUAUUCUCGCCUUUCGAGGGUCCGAAGACUGCUGGGAUACACUGGACCAGCUCCAGAAUGGUCGGAGGCGGACAAAAUCGCCGUAGACGCAAACUACAUGGCGGUGGACAUCGUCAUCAAUUACGCGGCCGACGGUCUGGUGCUAUGCUUCCAUCACGCAGUCGUCGACCUUACACCACGCGACAACGACGAGCACAACAAAACGGGGUGGACGAAUUGGUGUGGAACGCCCAAUUUCAACAUGGAACAGGUACAGAUCCUAUACCAACAGCUGCAGUCAGCCAUCCCCCAGCCGCCUACCGUCGGCCGCGUGUUUCAAAUUCUCCUGAACCAGCCCACGCGACCCUUGUGGUUAAGCUGGCCCGUCGAGCGCCCCGGAGAACCCACGUCUAAAGACUUCGCCCGGUUGGCCGAAGACGUACACAUCAGCAGCACCGGAACCGACGCGAAGACCAGUUGCACCAGACGGUACAAGGCCUGCCAGAUCAUGGAUUUCGGGAUGGGCGAUAAGCAGGAGGUGGAAAGCAUAUUUAUACCUCAUGGUGCCAUUAUUUUCGCCUGUCACAAGAUCAGCUCUUACCCCCGCGGUAACGUCGCCGGUGGCAGUGGCAUGCAGCACCUCGGGUACCAUUCCAAUAACUACGCCACCCAGGGCGCUCCGUACUACGACCCGCAGACUCAAAACCUGCCUUCUGCCCACAUGCCCUCCGUUCCUCCCUACAACUACAGUCCCCAACCUCAGCAACCCAUGUCGUCGUCGUACCCUCCCAACACCUGGGUCAACGUGGAGCAGCCCGACCCCCAGAACCAAUACGCGCAAUGGGCCCCGAGCUCUUUGCCUAACGGUGCCCCGGUCAGCAGUAUGCGCUCGUCGUCGUACUCGGCGCCGCAACCACCCGCCCCAACGCAGCACCAUUGGUCCUCUCAACCUCCGUCGUACCUCGAAAACGGGUCACCUGUGUCCCCGUCCAUCGGCCCGUCGGCGCCUAGUCCCAGCACCCUGCAGUUCCCGGCAUCCGCCCAGCCGGAUCACGAGGAGCAGCCUCCGUCGCCGCCGACCGAUCUAGUCCCUCCACCCAGAGCGGGGCGGCGGGGGAGCAAGGAGCAGUACACGAGCGGCGGGCGCAGCGCAGGGAACCCUCCCGUCGGAGUGACGAAGUGCGCGAGCUGCAAGGCCACGCACAGCCCGGAGUGGAGGAAGGGUCCGAGCGGGAAGAAGGACCUUUGCAACGCAUGUGGCCUACGCUUCGCGAGGUCGCGCGCGAAGAAGGAGGGGGGCAGUCAGCGGCGCCGCAAGGAACGCGCGAUGAGCACGUUGUCUGUGAAGCCCGAGCCGUCACCGUCAGCGUCUCCGGUUAGCGCCUCAUAUCCGACCAUGCGGCGCGGCAGCUACUUCGAGGACGGCGCGUUCCUAUCGACUUCCCCCGCAGGGUCAGGAUCCGGGAACGACAGCUUCUCGCACAACGGCACGUUCGAGGGCAUGGCCACGCCUUCCCCCUCGCCCCCUUCCGGUGGCAUGCACUACGUCCCUGGGCAGAACGUGAACUACAACCCCCCGAUGCAGGCGGAAAGACAGCAGAACUACGGUUCGCAGUUCUACUCUCUGCCCCCUCGCAGCCAGCCAUGCAGCAACAGAGCAUGCAACAUCUUGCGGGGAACGGGCAGCCCUCAGGCCCGCCCUCGCGCCUGGAGUUCCCCAAUCGCCUGGAGCCGCUCAUGUCGCCAUCGUCGCCCACCAUGAACUCCCCGAUGAGCGCGGGCCUGUCGGCGUCAUACGAACGCGAUAAGCGGCACGAACGGGAGCAGCACGAGCAGCUGAUGAUGUCGCAGCAGCUGGGCCCGGAGCACUCGUACCGCAUGCAGAAGCCGCCGAGCUACCUGGGGCGCGACGCUUCCUUCUGAAUCCGAAACGCGCAGGGGCGAGCAGCAGCACCGCGGCCACCCGCCACCGCGGCCCCCCGUCUCCUCGCCCGUCCGCGCGCCUCUGCGCCUGCGCCUGCAAGCUCCCUCGCCCCCCGCACGACGUCCAAUCACGAUUCCGCGUUAUGAGUAUGAUGGUAUGGGACAUCACGCACUACAUGAUCCGCCCGCAGUGUAUCUUCGCAUGCGGCGCACGUCCGCGCCUCCGGGGUGGUGCGCGCCGUCGGUCUUUCGCCUUUGUCGGUAUUUAUCCUCUGUAUUCUCCUUCGCCUGACUCCUAGCCCGCUAGUAAUCGUCUUGCACCCCCCGGAAGCCUACAAUUCCCUAGUUCGCAUCGUCCGUUCGUGUACUGUAAUAAUCGGCGCCUCCAAUGGCAGAUGUUGUCUCCCUCGCCGCUCGAGAGGGAGCGCCGCACCGAUGCGGAUGCCGCCGAUACCGACGGAUC
Trametes versicolor FP-101664 SS1 is the source of this 2727-nucleotide messenger RNA. RefSeq lists its product as uncharacterized. Gene Ontology annotation, biological process: regulation of DNA-templated transcription. The coding region runs from base 16 to 2103 and encodes 695 amino acids. The record is from RefSeq and is a predicted model, not a curated record. NCBI's taxonomy places the organism in Eukaryota, Fungi, Basidiomycota, Agaricomycetes, Polyporales, Polyporaceae. The transcript has 6 exons. Gene Ontology annotation, molecular function: zinc ion binding; sequence-specific DNA binding.